This is a messenger RNA of Spinacia oleracea (spinach), 1248 nucleotides long. Its product is annotated as salicylic acid-binding protein 2-like. Bases 179 to 913 code for a protein of 244 amino acids. Gene Ontology annotation, molecular function: methyl indole-3-acetate esterase activity; methyl jasmonate esterase activity; methyl salicylate esterase activity. Gene Ontology annotation, biological process: jasmonic acid metabolic process; salicylic acid metabolic process. Lineage: Eukaryota; Viridiplantae; Streptophyta; Magnoliopsida; Caryophyllales; Amaranthaceae. The record is from RefSeq and is a predicted model, not a curated record. The transcript has 3 exons.
AGGUUCGAACUUGAGACCUAAAAAUAUGAGUUCCCCCCCAUUUCCCCCAAACAAACUUGAUUACAGUUGGCUAAUUCUUGUACUCAUAUUAUAAAUAGCGAAUCAAUAUACAAACUAGUAGAUCCUUAAAUCAGAAACAAUUAAAAGUAUAAACAGAUCGAAAGAAGAGUAAAUAAAAAUGGAGGGAAAGAAACAGGAGAAACACUUUGUGUUAGUUCAUGGGAUGUGUCAAGGAGCAUGGUGUUGGUACAAGCUCAUACCCUUGCUUAAAAAAGCAGGGCACAAGGUCACAGCACUAGACAUGGAAGCUUCUGGAAUCAACACGAAAGCAAUCGAAGAUGUUCUAAGCUUCGAAGAGUACAGCAAACCGUUGUUAGAUUUCAUGGCAUCGUUGUCUAUUGAUGAGAAGGUCAUCCUUGUUGGGCAUAGCCUUGGAGGAAUGAACAUUGCCUUUGCUAUGGAAAUGUUUCCUGAUAAGAUUUCAGCUGCUGUUUUUUUAACUGCUAUUAUGCCAGAUACUGUACACCAACCCUCUUUUGUUCUGAAUAAGUUUGUUGAGUCGGUCCCUGAAGAUGGCUGGUUUGACACAAAGUUUUGGACAUAUGGUUCUAAACAACAGCCCUUGACAGCAGCUGUCUUUGGACCCCAAUUUCUGCAGCACUGUUUGGCCUUAUCACCUGUCCAGGACUUAGAACUUGCAAAGAGGUUCUCAAGCAACGGUUAUGGCUCUGUUAAGAAAAUCUAUGUGAUAAGCAAAGAAGAUGAAUUAAUUAAUGAGGAAUUUGUACGUUGGAUGAUUGAGAAUAGUGAGGUCGAUCAAGUCAAGGAGGUUCAAGGUGCUGAUCACAUGACUAUGAUCAGUCAGCCACAGUUACUAUGCGACUGCCUUCUUCAAAUUGAAAGUGCACGUUAAAUGAAAACAUGCACUCUUAUAUUGUUCAGGUCAAUAACUAGUUGUAUGGAAUUUGGCCUACCAAGUUUUUACUCGUCAUGAAUAUUUAAGAGGGUCCGGUCCGACGCCAUUGUUGAGUGUUCUCAAUGAAUAAUUGAUAUUAGUCUACUUUUUCUGUUCCACAAAUAUCGCAUUAUGUUGACUUUUAAUUAUGCUAUUCACACAUGAUCUUUGACCAUUUUUUUGUGAUUUUAAUUAUGUGUAAGAAACAAUGUAGUCAUUGGUGUAAUAUUUAAGCGAUGGGGGAUGAAUAAUAUUCAACUACGUACCUUAAUGUGAUUACGUAGUAGUAAAUA